Messenger RNA from Rhinichthys klamathensis goyatoka, 2782 nucleotides. RefSeq names its product MAP7 domain containing 3 (gene map7d3). Gene Ontology annotation, biological process: microtubule cytoskeleton organization. The transcript has 21 exons. Bases 75 to 2579 code for a protein of 834 amino acids. Gene Ontology annotation, cellular component: microtubule cytoskeleton. The record is from RefSeq and is a predicted model, not a curated record. NCBI's taxonomy places the organism in Eukaryota, Metazoa, Chordata, Actinopteri, Cypriniformes, Leuciscidae.
GGUUGAGCAGAGCGUUCUCGCGCGCCUCUAAUGUGUCAGCGCCAAACAGCAGGAAAAAAAAAACUUCGGCAAAAAUGGCGGAGGGUGCAACGUCUCUCAAAGGGUUGCGGGCUCAAAUGGCUGCAGCUGCGCAGGCACAAGCAGAGGAACGGCGCAGCCAGGCAGGGAACAGCCCAACACCAGCAGCUCCAGCCAUCACAACGAAGAGCCAGACCAAACCAGUCAUUGAUGGGGCAGCUCUGAGGAUAGACGACAAACUUCGAGUGGCCAAAGAGAGGAGAGAAGAGCAGGAAAAGCAACAUGCGGCCCGUGAGACUCAGCUCCUGGAGCGAGAGCGCAAGACCCGGCUGCAGGUGGAGCGUCAGAUGGAGGAGAGACAAAAGAAGUUUGAAGAGCAGCGCAGGAAGGAGGAACAAAGGAGAGCUGCAGUGGAGGAGAAAAGAAAACAGAAAUUAGAGGAAGAAAAAGAACACUAUGAGGCUGUGAUGAGACGUACCCUGGAGCGCAGCCAGCGAGUAGAACAGAGACAGAAGAGAUGGUCCUGGGGUGGACUUUCAGACUCUGACAACAAAAAUGGACAGAGUGACAGUGGCUCCAGCUCCUCCCUGAUUGCUAUAGUUAUCUCCCCUGCUUCUCCAGCCUCCAAGCCACCCAGGAAUCAGACGUCACAAGAUAAGCGCUCUUCCUCUACUACGAACCUGAAACAGACUGACUCAGUCAUCAGCAAGCGUCUCUCCUCAUCCUCUGCCACCCUCAUUAAUUCUCCUGAUAAAAGUGCGAAGCGGAGAAGUUCAUCUUUGAACCGGUUGCCUAGCAAUGGUCCUCAGGCCUGUAAAGAAGCUCAUAAGCAGCCUCAGGUGGAAAAGACAGGCCCAAUCCCGAAGAAGCGAAGCUCCUCCCUCUCUCGAGUGGGGGCUAAAACACAGCCCGCCACCAAACCAGAGAUAUCCACAGCAGAUGAAUCAGCUCGCCGCUCGUUGGCCGCCCCCGUGGACAGCGGUGUCCUCAGUCGGCUGCUCACACCCACCCAGGCCUCACUAGCUAGAAGCAAGAGUGCCGUGGCCCUGUCUGCCGAAGGAGGCGAUGCCCAAGAGUCUCACCUGUGUCCUCGUUCAGCAUCUGCCAGCCCCAUGCAGCCCGCGGCCCGCGGAGCCCUACGCAGUCGCAGCAGCGACCGAAAGAAAGGCCCGCCUACUUCUGUGUCUGCGGAUGCCAUCUCCAGUAUGACACAGAAAGGUGAGAAGGAGAAGCGUUUCACGUCACCAGUUGGAAAACGCCCUGCCUCGCCUUCCAGUCGUCACCGAUCCCCGUCUCCUGCUCCUGCUGCUAACACCACCUCAAGAGCGCCCUCACCUGGAGCAGCCAAGCAGAGUCCACGCUUCCGCCCUCCUUCCCCCAGUGGCUUGAAACAGCGUCCUCCAUCCCCUCAACCCUCUGCCGCAUCCAAACCUCCACCUAUCCAGAAACCUGCUCUAACCCCCACCGGCCCGCCCACCCUUCGCAGGAGGGAUUCCAAGCCAAAAGAUAUGUCUCCCAUUAUGCCUGUCGCCCCACAGUCUCCAGAAACCAGCACCACACCCACACCAACACCCAAGACCAAAGAGGAAUCCAAUUCCAAAGCCAACGCAGGAACCAACUCAGCCGCUGAGGCUUCCAAGAUCCUGGCGGAGAACCGUCGUCUGGCACGCGAACAGAAGGAGAAAGAAGAGCUACUCCGCAUACAGAAAGAAGAAGAGGAGCGGCUGAGGAAAGAGGAGGAGAAGCGUCUGGCAGAGGAGGAGCGCUUGAGGCGCGCAGAGGAGGAGAAGAGGCUUGCGGAGGAGAGGAAGCGAGAAGAGGAGGAGCAGGCUCGUAUAGCAGAGGAGGAGAGACAGCAGACAGAGCUAGAGGAGCAGCAAAGACAGGCUGAGGAACAGAAAGAGCGUGAGGAGGCUGAAGCAAAGGCCCUAGAGGAGGCAGAAAAGCAGCGUAUAGAGAGAGCACUCGUUAUGCAAAAGAACCAACAGGAGCGCAUGGAGAGAAAGAAGAGAAUUGAAGAAAUUAUGAAGAGAACCAGAAAAACAGACCAAAUGGAUUAUAAGAGUAAUGAUGAUGAGAGAGACAUUCCUGAUGAAAAUGGAGAGGAGGCUGAGGACCAAAUAAACUGUGAAGAUAAGGAGAAUCAGGCUGUUGAGUCAGAGCAGAGUGCCAAUGAGACAGAGCCGUCAGACUCUCUGGAGCAUUACUUGCCUGUGGAGGAGCCAGAUGUUAGUAUGAACAGACAAACAGAUGUGGAUAAUAAGGAGAACAGCAAUGGACCAAGCACAGAAGAUCCCUCAGUGGACAGCAGCCCCCCUCCCAAGUCCUGUCUGAUGGAGGGCUCUGAGUUUGUGAACGAGGACUCUAAAGUGAGCCUGGUCCCUGGGUUGAAUGGUAAAGGAGGACCCUGGACCUUUGAGGAGCUGAUCGAUCUGGGUGUUCAUGCGAAGAGCAAACCCCUGAUGGACGAUGGGGGCCCUGAGGGGCCUAGAGUGGCCUUUGAAGAGAAAACCAGCUCAGUUCAUCCAGCCCAGUCUAUUGAAACCCUGUCCGAGAUGUGAAUGCGCAGGUCUGUUUAAGGCCUGCUGAUUAUUGCACUCCACGAGUCACGUCCAGCUGAGCCUCAGAGUGUCAGCGCUCAGACUCGCCGCACAGAAAGCGCACAGUGCCGCACAGCCUCUGCAGAUAAUAGAUGGAUAAAGCAAGAGAAAAUAAACACAAGUUGGAAGAAAUGAGCUGAAGACAUGCUUCAGGGAAAGUGAUA